This is a messenger RNA of Cladophialophora immunda, 1752 nucleotides long. RefSeq lists its product as uncharacterized. Gene Ontology annotation, molecular function: oxidoreductase activity; arylformamidase activity. The transcript has 5 exons. NCBI's taxonomy places the organism in Eukaryota, Fungi, Ascomycota, Eurotiomycetes, Chaetothyriales, Herpotrichiellaceae. The record is from RefSeq and is a predicted model, not a curated record. The coding region runs from base 1 to 1752 and encodes 583 amino acids.
AUGAAGACUCUUCCUGAAUUUGAUGCCCUGCCACCGGUGGAAGGCAGACCCCAGGGCAAUACCUGGGGAUUCUGGGGCGCCGACGACGAAAUUGGAACCUUGAAUCUCCUCACUCCAGACACGGUUCAGCGAGCGGCUGCGGAGGUCAAGAGCGGCAGGUCCGCGUCCCUGGACUUCCCUCUUGAUCACUUUGGGGAGCGGAUCGGCAGCCGCCGUCAGCUGGAGCAGAACGUGAUAGAUUACCGUUCCCUGGCGGGCAUGUACGUCUACGACGACGAGCUCCAUUUCAACACGCAGAGCAGCUCCCAGUGGGACGGCAUGACGCACUGCGCGACCCAGAAAGACGGGUAUUUCUACAACGGACUCAAGUUCGAAGACGUGUUGAAGAAUCGAAACGGAAGAAACGGCACACACAGGUGGCUGCAGAGAGGCGGCAUAGUUGGCCGCGGGAUCCUUCUGGACUAUCCGCUUUGGCGACAAGAGACUGCACAAGGUCUGGUCAAUGCAGGUUCCAGCCAUGCCAUCACAGUCGCGGAAUUGGAUCAGAUGGCCAAGCACUUCAACGUGGAAAUCCAGCAGGGGGACAUUCUGUUGCUUCGCACGGGUUACAGUGCAUGGUACAACUCGGCGUCGCCCGAGGAGAGAAUUCAAGUCAUCAAAGGGGAGGCAUUCAUUGGAGUGGAGGAGUCUAUGGCGUCCGUUCGGUGGCUGUGGAACAAGCACAUUGCGGCUGUCGCCACAGACGCUCCAGGCUUCGAAGUCUGCCCGGUGCCGUGGGGUGACGAGUCCAAGGUCGUUCUGCAUGAAUGGAUAUUGGUUCAUUUUGGCAUGCCUCUGGGCGAACUUUGGAAUUUGGAGGACUUGUCGGUGCUUUGCCAGCAAGAACGGCGGUGGUCCUUUUUCUUUACGAGUGCGCCUCUACACGAUCGUGGGAGGCCUCUACCUGUCAUAAGCCAACAGUCCCCAUCCGUUGAGAUCGGGCCGCCACAUUUGCAGUCCCCCCAAAUGGAGCGCAACUCGCUCCAAGGCAAGGUCAUCGCCGUGACCGGAGGUGCUUCAGGCAUUGGACUUGGUAUCGUACAGAAGUUGAUCAUCCUAAAGGCAAAGAUCGCCGUCGCAGACGUUAGUCCCCAGCCCCCGGAGUUGAAGGACGUACCGGAUCUCAUCUACACCAACGUCGAUGUCUCCUCUCGAGACCAGGUCCAUGCUUGGGUGGAGGAGAUUGUGAAGAAGUUUGGCAGGCUUGACGGAAUGUGUGCCAACGCCGGAAUCUGCCCAUACGAAGGCGGCAUUGUCAGCGACGAGCUGUACCAGAGGAUCUUUGCGGUCUGCGUCACGGGCGUCUGGAACUGCGGGACCGAAGCGUAUUGGCAGUUCAAGAAGCAAGGAGGCGGAGGCGCAAUCGUCAACACGUCCAGCGGCGCUGGUCUUCGAGCUGUCAAGGGCCUUGCCGUAUACAGCGCUGCAAAGCACGCAGUCAUCGGGCUGACCAGGACGUGGGCGCUAGACUGGGCAUUGGAAGGCAUUCGCGUGAAUUCGCUUGCACCUGGACUCACAGAGUCUGGCAUGCAACGAGCAACGUUUGCGCAGUUUCCAGACGUCGCAGAUAGACUGGGAUCCGGCACGCCGAUGGGGAGAAUGGGCAAGCCUCACGAGCUGGCCGACAGUGUCAUCUUUCUGCUUGGAGAUAGUGCAACCUACGUGACUGGGCACGUUCUCAGUUGUGAUGGAGGAAGCAUGUGCGGAGCGUGA